GGGCAGAUUGAAAGAAGUGAGAAAAUCCAGUCAAAGGAAAGCAUGGCAUGAUUAAUAAGUGAAGGCAAUCAGAGUCUGUGGGAAGGAACUACUAUUGCAUAUAGUAAUUCCUGCAGGUAAGAAGAGCCCACCUGCUGAGGACAAAGUUGUGUUAACACACAUGAAGAUAUUGAGUAAUGAAGGAAUUCAAAACCCAGGGUUAAUCCCAGAGGCUCCAGCAGACACAGCCUGCACAGAAGAGCCCCAUCUUCCCGGCGCCAGCCUCCCACCAGACUGCCUGGGAAAUCCAAAUGCAGCAGCCGCACCGGCAGAUCCAGACUGUGCAGAUGGCCUGGCAAGCACCGACUAUGUAGCCACCCUGCCUGACCUCAGCACCUUCGAGUCCAAGUGCCGACUUCAUAGAUUCUCCAAAUUUGAAUCUGAGGACUCGGGGGUUGAAUUGCCGAGUGGGGCUAAUUCUCCAUCAACGCCGACUGGCUCAGAGAAGAGCUUUGUGCUUCACAGCAGAGACUCCUUUUGUGACUCGGGUGUGCUUAGCACCUCUUCUUCUCCAGAAAUUGACCAUCAGCUUAUGAGAACAUGUAAAGAACAUGCCAGAGAAGUCAGCCUCCAAGAUCCAGAGAGCAAAAAGCAAGAUGAUUACUACAGCCAGGAGGCAGAUGCUGCGCAGGGUCCUACAACUUCCCUUGAAGACUUCAGCAUCCCUCAGGAAGAAAGUCCUGAUGAACAUUUUGACCAGAGUGAUAAGCAGUUUCCGGAAAAGGAACCUACCCCAGAGAUGGACCUUUCCAGGGAAAGCACUCUUUCCACCCCAGGUCCCAUAGAAGAGCCAAAGACAAUUGCUGACAAUAUCCCAGAGAAUUUUGGCAGCGUGCAAGACCUUCAGAUCCACGGACAUCCUCUGAAGAAAUACCCCACAAGUGACAGUCUGAAUGAAUACAUGGAUGAAUGCUGUAGACUGAGUGAGGUGAACCAAGGUAACAGCAAAGCCCUGGGAUCUGGUCUGGGAUACCUAGAACACAUUUGCCAACUGAUUGAAAAGAUUGGGCAGCUGCAGGAGCACAACCUGCGUCUCCAAAAACAAGUGUGCAGCUUGCAGAAAGAGCAGAAGAUGUCCCAUUUAAAAGAGGAGUACCUUUUGCAGCAUUGCUCCUGUGGAGCUGCCAGCAUCUUCUUCAGCUCACAUCAAGACAUGAAAACAAUUUUUGCUGGGAGGAGCAGACCUCAUAGCCUCUUGGUUCAGACUGGAAAUGCAUCUGAUCUUUCCAUCAUCCCAGAAAUAGGAGCGAACACUGAAAAGCUGAGCAGCUGCAAUGGAAGCGAGAGAUACCCGGAAUCAGGAAAGAGCCAGCUGAUGGUGGGGCUCAGGAAGUCAUCAAACAAUAGGAACAACAAGGAGAAUGAGUUCAGAGAAGCUAGUAGUAUGGCUGAGGGACAGGCUUCUCCAUCAAAGGACCCUGCAGUAAGAAAGGGUCUGGAUGUCAGCAAGAACAUCUCGGGAGAGAGCCAUGCUUGGGGGAGAAUGAGAGACCUUAUGAGAAAGACACGGUUGAGAAAUCAGAACAAGCUGGGACUGACCUCUGCUGCUUUGAAGAGGUCCUGCCCACAGUUGUACAGGCCAGAUAUUAUGUCUUCGGAGCUGAAGAAAACUGAGAGGAACUCCAUGAUUGUUCUGGGACAAAAUACAAAGAAUGAAAACAUGUGGCCUUUCUGAUAACCCAAGACAAAUGAAACAAGAAAGGCAACGUGAGAACACCAAAGGACACAAACCCAAGAACCCCAGGGUUACUUUGUGCAAUCUGCAUCUUACAGUUGUCAAUAGAGCAACUCUGAUUUGAGCAUGGAAAGGGAAAGAGGGAAGGGGGAGGUUGAAAAAGGUCUGUAAGUAGAUGCAUCCUCAGCUAUUUAUGGCUUCUCUCCUGAACAUGAAGUGUACUUACAAAAGUCAUGGAUGAAAAACUGCUAUUUGCAUCGUGGCAACAUAACCAACAGAGAGUUUUAAGACUCAGAAAUCCUUCCUUCAAUCUGGAACAGAAUUACAUGAAACAUUGAAACUUUUAAACUGACUGUCAUUGCUUUCUGGAGACCUUCUCCAGCCCAAAUAAAUGUAAACUUUAUGGGACACAGCAUCAUCUAAGGAUUGCCAGGGACUCCUUGCCCAGUGCAGAAGUGGCUGUUGAAAGGACAGCCUCCUCCCGGGGGGGGCCUCAGUUGCAGUCUCUGUUCCCAGCACAGCUCCUCCCUUCAGAGCAGCAUAUGUCCAGCUGUGCCAUUUCACUGGAAUUCAACAAGAAAACCAAGUGUGUAAAGCUGAAGUAAUUCCUGAAUUCAUGACUGGCUUCCCAUCCCGUGAGCCUACUCCUUCUGCAGAGGCCCCCAGACUCCAGUACUACCCCACACAGACGUCAGCAUCGUGCAUGCUCACUGUAGAGACCAGUGGGAGAGGUACUGCAGGAAUCAGCCUUUCCAGAGACUGGAGGGUGCACGCAGGGCAAUGUGCCUCUGCUUCACUGGGCAGCCCAGCUCUUGUGCUAUCAGUCCUUUAAUUGUUCUG
Molecule: messenger RNA, 2554 nt
Organism: Empidonax traillii (willow flycatcher)
Lineage: Eukaryota; Metazoa; Chordata; Aves; Passeriformes; Tyrannidae
Exons: 9
Coding region: 161-1714 (517 amino acids)
Source: RefSeq, a predicted model, not a curated record